This is a messenger RNA of Helobdella robusta, 474 nucleotides long. RefSeq lists its product as hypothetical. The record is from RefSeq and is a predicted model, not a curated record. NCBI's taxonomy places the organism in Eukaryota, Metazoa, Annelida, Clitellata, Rhynchobdellida, Glossiphoniidae. The coding region runs from base 1 to 474 and encodes 157 amino acids. The transcript has 5 exons.
AUGCGGAAGGAAAGAAUGGAAAAUCUAACAACUACUGAAAAGAUUGCAGGGAGAAGGGAUCGCAGUCAACAACGAAUAACAUUCGUGAAGUCCUUGUGUCACUUGUUGAAUAUCACCACAUUUCAACAACUACAAAGUGUUCAAGAUCGGGUUUUGUGGAGGUCGAUGGUCGCCCAUGCCAUGAAAGGUAAGACGCCGCAGUCAAAUGGCAAUCCCUCCGGUCCUGACCACCCUCCCCUCUGGGGGGACCUAAGUUUGAAAUCUUUGGAGCUGCAGAUGUACCUUGCCCUUCUCAGUAUCUGUCAGGGAUUAUGGGGGGGCAUCAGGGUUAUCGAAUGCGUUUCUCUGUUUUGCAUAAUUAAAAGCGAGCUUGGGUCAGAGUUGUUGAGGACGGUGCGAAAACUCAAAAGACAGAGCAACAUGUGGGAUCGAAUUUUCCUUUCUGGGCAUAAGACGUAUAAAGUUUUUUUUUGA